Molecule: messenger RNA, 2638 nt
Organism: Cynocephalus volans (Philippine flying lemur)
Lineage: Eukaryota; Metazoa; Chordata; Mammalia; Dermoptera; Cynocephalidae
Gene: PRIM1
Product: DNA primase subunit 1
Exons: 13
Coding region: 54-1316 (420 amino acids)
Biological process (GO): DNA replication, synthesis of primer
Cellular component (GO): alpha DNA polymerase:primase complex
Source: RefSeq, a predicted model, not a curated record
GUUCCCGCCAAUUCUUGCGGUCACUCAUCCUUCUUGGGUCGAGUUCCGCCUCCAUGGAGAUGUUUGACCCCGCCGAGCUGCCCGAGCUGCUUAAACUUUAUUACCGGAGGCUCUUUCCCUACGCCCAGUACUAUCGCUGGCUCAACUAUGGCGGAGUGGUAAAGAAUUACUUUCAACACCGCGAGUUUUCAUUCACUUUGAAAGAUGAUAUAUACAUUCGCUACCAAUCCUUCGAUAACCAGAGUGAUCUAGAAAAGGAGAUGCAGAAAAUGAAUCCAUACAAGAUUGAUAUAGGCGCGGUAUAUUCCCACAGACCCAAUCAACACAAUACAGUGAAGCUGGGAGCUUUCCAGGCUCAGGAAAAAGAACUAGUGUUUGACAUUGACAUGACAGACUAUGACGAUGUGAGGAAAUGUUGUAGUUCUGCAGAUAUAUGUUCUAAGUGUUGGACCCUCAUGAUAAUGGCCAUACACAUCAUCGACCGAGCAUUGAAGGAGGACUUUGGAUUUAAGCAUCGUCUCUGGGUAUAUUCUGGAAGGAGAGGUGUUCAUUGUUGGGUCUGUGAUGAAUCAGUUAGAAAACUGUCCUCUGCAGUACGUUCUGGGAUAGUUGAGUAUUUAAGUCUUGUAAAGGGUGGUCAAGAUGUUAAGAAAAAAGUUCACCUAAGUGAAAAAAUUCACCCUUUUGUCAGAAGAUCUAUAAACAUAAUAAAAAAAUACUUUGAAAAGUAUGCCUUGGUUGACCAAGAUAUUCUUGAAAAUAAAGAAAGCUGGGAUAAAAUUUUAGCCCUUGUUCCUGAAACAGUUCAUGACGUACUUCAACAAGAUUUCCAAAAGUCACACAGUUCACUUCAACGUUGGGAACAUUUGAAGAAUGUAGUUGGCACAUGUCAGAAUAACAUCAAAAAUGACAAAUGUGGACCUUGGAUAGAGUGGGAGAUUAUGCUCCAAUACUGUUUUCCACGGCUGGAUAUCAAUGUUAGCAAAGGAAUCAAUCAUUUACUGAAGAGCCCAUUUAGUGUUCAUCCUAAAACAGGUCGCAUUUCUGUGCCUAUUGAUUUACAGAAAGUGGAUCAGUUUGACCCAUUUACUGUUCCAACCAUAAGCUCCGUCUGCCAUGAAUUGGAUGCCAUUUCUACUAAUGAAGAGGGAAAAGAGGACAAUGAAGCUGAAUCUGAUAUCAAACACAAAACCAGAGAUUAUAAGAAGACUGGUCUAGCACCUUAUGUGAAAGUUUUUGAACAGUUUCUUGAAAACCUGGAUAGAUCCCAAAAAGGAAAACUUCUCAAGAAGAGUGAUUUACAAAAAGAUUUCUGAACAUAACAACUCCCCUCAAACUAAUGUGGAUAUCUUGUGUCUUCAAUCAAGUAUCAAAUACCUCAAGAGCCAUCAAAGUAAAAUUUCCAUUUCUCAAGAAAUAAUUUAUGUUAAAAAGACUUCAUGAGACUACCAAAGGAGAAUGUCAAGGUUCCUGGAAGAAGCAAUAAAGGGAAGAAUAAGUGAACUGUAGAUAAUUUUUUGAAAUUUAAUAUUAUACAAAGAUAAUUCUAAGAAUUCUGAUACUCAGUUCUACCAGCUGCCAUUUAUAGAGGUAAGUGAGCACAGUAUGCCCAAGAUUUUCAUCUCAGCUCACUGGAUACAACUUCCAUAUUUCUGGAUGAAUGAGGGCUUUGUCCUUUUAAGUCUUAGACAUUUAAGUUAAUUGUAGCUGGAGUAUAUAUUUAGUUACUUCCUAAUUUUGCUUCCUAAUAUUUUUAUUGGUUAGGCCACACCCCACUGCCCAUAUUUUUAAAAUCAUUUUAAACUGGGCAUCUAAGCCUACCAAAACUUCAAUUCAGAAGGUAUGAGUUACUAGAUUGACAAUAUUAGGGCCUAGUACAGAGUUUUUUUUACAACUAUUGCAAUCAUAACUCCUAAAUUUUUCCCUUAGAGAGCAACUGGAAUAGUCUACUGCAAAGAAGCAGCUUAGAAAAAAUAACGUACUUCGACAACAUAAAACCUGCUGUGCUUGUCAAAACAUUUGGACUUUUUGGGCCAGCCUGUGGCUCACUUGGGAGAGUGUGGUGCUGAUAACACCAAGGCCACAGGUUCGGAUCCAUAUAUAGGGAUGGCCAGUUAGCUCACUUGGGAGAGCGUAGUGCUGACGGCACCAAGUCAAGGGUUAAGAUCCCCUUACUGGUCUUUUUUUUUUUUUUUUUUUAAAGAGGACUUUUUACAUAUCUAAGUACUUAAAUUGUAAAAGUUUUGUUUUUUUCAUGUUUGAUCUUGUAUGAUGGAUUCUAAAAUGUCAGAUUUCUCUGGCCUGGUUUUAUAACCAAACUAAACAAAACAGUUCUAGUGUACAUUCUAUCUUCUGAGAAACAAUAAGUAAGCUGUCAGGCUAGUACUUUCUGUGACUUAAUGAAAAUUUUCCUCCCUUUGUAUUUCUUUUUUUUUUUUUUUUUUUUUUUUUUGUCUUUUUUUGUGACCGGCACUCAGCCAGUGAGUGCACCGGUCAUUCUUAUGUAGGAUCCGAACCCGUGGCGGGAGCGUCGCCGCGCUCCCAGCGCAGCACUCUACCGAGUGCGCCACGGGCUCGGCCCCCUCCCUUUGUAUUUCGUUUAACAUUGUUUUCCUCUAUAGUCACAGUCUUUUUUUCU